GCGCUCGUUGGCUGCGAGGUUGUACCUCGCCUGCGAUCACCUGCCCUAUCACGCGCUCAUACUGUGUUUAUCUGGUGUGCCCAUCCGCACUCGGGUAGUGCGAUACACAAUAGCGUCCGAUCGAUCCUCAAGCGCCACGCGUAUUCUAGUCAAUCGACCGACCGGUGAUAGAUUUUCAGGAUGUCAACGUCGCUGUACAACGUCACCGCCGCACCGACGUGCCCGAACCCGUACCUCGGGCCUAGUCUCGCCAACUCCUGCCCCGGCCCGCAGUUUCUGACUUUCAUGACCCUCCUGGACACGUUCAUCCGCAGCAAAGAUCAGAUCUCCCAACUGUGCGAACGGGUCAGGCCUGUCCAUCCGCCAGAACCUGUCUACGACUUUAUCGUAAUCGGCGGAGGAACAGCCGGUUCAACGGUCGCUUCUAGACUCAGCGACGCGCCGCAAUGGAAGGUCCUGGUGCUGGAAGCUGGGCCCGAUGCACCGCCGGGGACCGCGGCUCCCAGCAUGGUGGCAAUGUUUCUAGGCACCGAGAUCGACUGGCAGUAUCGAACGGUGGGCGAGCAGAACGCGUGCCUGGCGAUGGGGGGUUCCUGCAGCUGGCCAAGAGGAAAAAACCUUGGGGGCACCUCGGCGCACAACGGCAUGAUGUACACUCGAGGACACGCGAGAGAUUACAACAACUGGGCAGCGAUGGGCAACGCGGGAUGGAGCUGGGAAGAGGUUUUGCCAUACUUCACGUGCUCGGAGAACAACACGGAGAUCAAUCGAGUGGGCCGUAAAUACCACAGGACCGACGGCCUGCUGAACGUCGGCAGAUUCCCUUGGAAACCGGCCAUCUCGGACGACAUCCUCGCAGCUGCUGCCGAGAGAGGCUAUCCGAUGUCCGAGGACCUGAACGGCGACCAGUUCACCGGGUUCACGAUCGCCCAAACGAUGAACAAGGACGGCGUCAGGCAGAGCGCCUCGACGGCAUUCCUCCAGCCGAUCCGUCACAGACGGAACCUUCAGGUCGCGCUGAACGCCACCGUCACCAAGAUCAUUGUCGAGAACUCGAAAGCCGUCGGCGUCCAAUACAUCCAAGGCGGUCAACUUAGGGUCGCUAGAGCUAAUCGAGAGGUAAUCGUCUCUGGCGGUGCUGUCAAUUCGCCGCAGCUGUUGUUGCUCUCCGGGAUCGGGCCAAAGGAACACUUGCGAGCCGUGAACGUCAGCGUCGUCAAAGAUCUUCCGGGUGUCGGCGAGAAUCUCCAAAACCACGUAUCCUUCACGGUGUCCUACACCAUCGACGAGCCGAACGAGUUCGACCUGACCUGGGCCGCGGCUUUGGAGUACGUGGCCUUCCAAAAGGGACCCAUGUCUUCGACGGGCCUGUCCCAACUGACGGGAAUCCUUCCGUCCUCGUACACCUCGCCCGACCACCCGGACCUGCAGUUCUUCUUCGGCGGGUACCAAGCCGCGUGCAGCAUCACGGGCGAGCUGGGAGCAGUGAUGGACAACGGGCCGCGCGGCAUCAGUAUCUCGCCGACGAACCUGCAGCCUCGGAGCAGAGGGACACUUCGGUUGGCCAGCAACGAUCCCCUCGCUAAGCCCAUAAUCCAUGGAAACUAUUUGAGCGAUCCGUUGGACGUGGCUAUUCUCGUCGAGGGAAUUCAGAUAGCCCUGUCGUUCGGCAACACCACUGCCAUGAGGAAAUACAAUAUGACGCUUGCCAACACGCCGUUGCCUGCCUGCUCCCAGUAUCGGUUCCUCAGUAACGAAUACUGGAGCUGCGCCGUGCGACAGGACACCGGCCCCGAGAAUCACCAAGCGGGAUCAUGCAAAAUGGGUCCCGCCAGCGAUCGCAUGGCCGUCGUCGAUCCCAAACUUAGGGUGCACGGUAUCAGGGGUCUCAGAGUCGCCGACACGUCCAUCAUGCCGCAGGUAAUAUCGGGCAACACGGCCGCCCCGGCGAUAAUGAUCGGCGAAAGAGCAGCCGCGUUCAUCAAAGCGGACUGGGGCGUUGGCGAAACGCAAUGGUACGGGCAGCAUUACCACGUCCAUACCCGUAUGGGCACGUAUAGCCCUCCAUGGAAAAACUCAGCCCCAUGGAAUACGCAAUAAUUAAAGUCACUAGCAAUUUGCCAUGUUCCGUAGUUCCCGUUCUACGAUCGACAACUCGCUGGAUCUGUUGCUUUGGGGGAUCAAAUACGUCGACUGGGACCAGGGUGCCUGGUAAUCAAGAUCCCCGGUGAAUCUAGUCCAAGAUAUUCCGGCGAGUUUCGCUCGAAUUGGCCGCGUGUUUACCGGUGCCAAGAUGGCGGCGUAAAGUCACCAAAGAGGCGAGCUCGAUGGAACACACGUGGCUCGCCGGCCUUUCUCUUCGCCGCCGCGAUCCAUGAUCCACAACUAUUUCCACACGAUCGGGGACAAAUCGACGCGCGUGGAACGGAACUGCAGGGAACAUUCGCAUCAGCCGUUGGACGUUGUUAUCCAACCUACUUCUAUCGUUGCCUUAUUUUUUUUUUCUUGCAACACGCGUUGCUGCGAGCCAAAUGCGUGGCCGAUUGUCCGGCUAUCUACAGAGGUCCAUAGAUCUCGAUCGAAAGCGUGUCUGCGAAAUCCAGCAAUUUCAUUUACCGUUCCUACACCGAUUUCUGCUUCUAUCGCGAAUUCGCAACGAGCAGACUGCGACUUUUUUUCCAAUUUUCCGAGACGAUUGUAAUAAACGGGGAUUCGGUCAAAAUAAAUUGUUUCCUUUGGUAAUACCCGUUAAGUUCAAAAUGCUGUAACAACAUGAUCAAAUCCUUCUGGCGCGCGCGUCUUCAUAAUCUUAUAUUUCAGCUGCUCGUUUAUGCGAUGAACGCAUUAAAUCCGCGGUCCAGUAACGAGGAAUUGUAAGCGACCGGGAACCGAGUGAUUUUCGCGUCGUUCGGAUCACUCGUAUUUCUUUCGAUCGAGCAUAGGAUCCAGAGUCGUCGGAAGAGGGAAUUAUAAAAUAAAUUUGCGAACGCGUUGUAUAUUAUGUCGCGGUGUGCAAAGAAUAACGUAGCCGAUGAUUUAGAGGUUUAUAGCGUGAGCGUUGUGUAAACCAGUUAUUGUUGGUUUUGCUCUAGCUAGGGAUGCUCGGUAAUCUGCACACGUCGGCUUUUAUGUAGCUAAGAUUAUCAGAACGAGUCGAGGAUUCUGUCGUACUUGGUUGGCGAUAAUUGUCACGAUUCUUAUCAACGGUGUUUUACGCAAUCCAAACUUGUUUACCAUCCGCUGUAGCUAACAUUUGCAUUUCGGAAACGAAAGCAGAUUUUUCGUUACUUUUAUCUACUCCCGUGAACUGCAUCCCAAAUUGAACCGUGCUGCGCACGGAAACGUUGGCCGAUUUUUGUUAAUAAUAAUCAUCGUUGCGAAGAACGUCUACGCUGUUUCUGAAAUUUCUUCCCGCCGGCUACCGCUGAUCGAUGAAACGAAAAGUAUGUGCUCUGAAUCUGACCGAUACUACCGAAAAUUACAUAAUUUCUGUCAACAGUACAGAGCAAACACCUCUCUUCACCGCAGAUAUUAUUACAGAUGUAUGUACACUGGUGUACAAAAUGAUAAGGCAUCUCAAGAAUUUUUGGGUGUGAACAUCUACUUGUACAUAUAUACGUGACAAAUAAAUACACAACAAAGUAAGAUACUAGUUUCGGCACAAUAGAUGAAGAAAUUACGUAAAUCGUUCGAUCCAUUUUUAUUAUUUAUACAAAAAAGAAUGAAAUUUUGUGAGGAUAAAAUGAUAAGGAACAUCGAAUACGAAAUAACAAAAGCAUUAAAAUGAGAUAAAAUUA
Messenger RNA from Megalopta genalis, 3797 nucleotides. RefSeq names its product glucose dehydrogenase [FAD, quinone]. Gene Ontology annotation, molecular function: oxidoreductase activity, acting on CH-OH group of donors; flavin adenine dinucleotide binding. Lineage: Eukaryota; Metazoa; Arthropoda; Insecta; Hymenoptera; Halictidae. The record is from RefSeq and is a predicted model, not a curated record.